AUUAUCUGAAAACCUGAACAAAGGGUUUGUGUUGCUUUUGCUAUGGCUGUUUUGGGCGUUUAGCCUAUUUAUUCCAAAGAACGCCACGCAAACCAGGGAAACAAACACAUUGUUGUUGGAAUUAUUGUCUGGUUGUUUAUUGGUUUUUUUCUCUCUGAAAUGGGAGGAAUAUCGGAUAACAUUCGUGGGUUUGCUUUGGCAAUCUCUUCAAGUAUAUUCAUUGGUUCUAGCUUUAUAAUAAAGAAAAUAGGCCUCAAAAGGGCGGGUGCUUCUGGAACUCGAGCAAGCAAUGGAGGCUACUCAUAUCUUAAGGAACCUUGGUGGUGGGCUGGGAUGAUUACAAUGUUUGUUGGAGAGGCUGCAAACUUUGCUGCCUAUGCAUAUGCUCCAGCUAUUCUUGUAACACCACUGGGAGCCCUAAGUAUCAUUUUCAGCGCAAUAUUGGCUCAUUUUUAUUUGGACGAACGUUUACAUAUGUUUGGUGUGGUUGGUUGUAUUCUUUGCUUGGUUGGUUCCGUAACGAUAGUUUUACAUGCUCCUUUGGAAAAGGAUAUUGAAUCUGUCAAACAAGUAUGGCAUCUUGCUACUGAGCCAGGUUUUAUAGUGUAUACUUUUGUUGUUUUGGCUCUGGUCAUCGUUCUAAUUGUUGUAUAUGUGCCACGCAAUGGACACACACACAUGGUCGUGUACAUUGGAAUUUGUUCGCUUAUGGGUUCUCUUACGGUUAUGGGUGUGAAAGCUGUUGCAAUCGCUCUGAAGUUGUCACUGUCAGGAUCAAAUCAGUUUAUAUACUUUCAGACUUGGUUUUUCACUAUUUUGGUCGUCAUUUUUUGUGUCACGCAGCUGAUAUAUCUGAACAAGGCAUUGGACACCUUCAACACAGCAGUGGUUUCCCCAGUGUAUUACGUCAUGUUCACCACCCUUACUAUCUUAGCCAGCAUGAUAAUGUUUAAGGAAUGGGAUUCUCAAGACGCAUCUCAGAUUGUAACAGAAAUUUGCGGGUUUGUGACCAUCUUAAGUGGAACAUUUCUGCUGCAUAAGACCAAAGAUAUGGGAGGUUCUUCCACAUCAUCACCUUCCUACCACAGGUCUCGAGAUUCAAGUCCUACAAAUGAAGCUCAACCAUGAAAUUCUUGCAUAAAAAAUCAUAUACAUAUAUAUAGAUAUAUAUUUAUAUGUUCUUGUGUCAACAAAUAUGCAUUUUUAUUACGCAAUACCUUUACCCCAAACUCUUCACACAGUUAACCAUUCUUACACAUCCAUGCCUUGUUUAUUAUUAUUAUUAUUUUUUUU
Molecule: messenger RNA, 1293 nt
Organism: Striga asiatica
Lineage: Eukaryota; Viridiplantae; Streptophyta; Magnoliopsida; Lamiales; Orobanchaceae
Source: the annotation of a GenBank genome assembly